This is a messenger RNA of Trichobilharzia szidati, 3204 nucleotides long. NCBI's taxonomy places the organism in Eukaryota, Metazoa, Platyhelminthes, Trematoda, Strigeidida, Schistosomatidae. The record is from the annotation of a GenBank genome assembly.
AAUGAACAUCACUAACCGUGGUCGAAAAAACACAAUGAGGCGUAGGAAACAUUACUUAAUUGGUUCAAUUAAACGUCCAGUGAAUGUAUGCGUCGACCUUAUACUAAAUUGGCUAUUGAAUGUUUAUGAUCGUAUGCGGCGUGGUACAAUUCGUGUUCUUUCAUUUAAGGUGGCACUGGCCUUGAUGUCAAUGGCAAAUUUAGAUGAAAAAUAUCGUUAUCUUUUCAGUUUGAUAUCUGAUCGUGACGGUUGUGUAGACGAACAACGAUUGGGUGCUUUACUUUACGAGUGUGUACUUAUUCCACGUAAUCUUGGUGAAACUGGACAUUUAGGCAAAGAAGAUUUCAAUCAAUGCGUAAAAUCCUGUUUUCAACAAGUCCUUGAAAUUUCUAAACACGCAGACAAAAUGGAUGGAACACUAAUGUAUCAUUCUAAACCAUCAGCAAGGAUUGCGCAUUUCUUGACCUGGCUUCGUUUAAAUCCUCAAACGUUAACGUGGCUGCCGUUGCUUCAUCGUCUUGCACUAUCUGAACAAGUCAUCCAUCAUAUUCGAUGUAGUGUAUGCCAUAAUCAGCCUUUGGUUGGAUUAAGGUACCGUUGUCUUAGAUGCCUAAAUUUCGAUAUGUGUCAGCAAUGCUUUUUCGCUGGAAGAACAGCUAGGAACCAUAAGCUCACUCAUCCGAUGCAAGAGUACUGUAGUCAUUCUACUUCAACAGACUCAUUUCGUGAUUUUACAAGGAUUGUGAGAAAUCGUUUUCGAUCCAGAGAUCGGUUGAAUGAAGAGGCAGAAUGUCGCAAAUUAAAUUCAAAUGGUCAAAAAGUUCGUCGGUCUAGCACAAGUCGGACACGAUGUAAACGUCACAGUCUGAGUAGUUUCGAUGAAGACAAGCCUCGUCCAGCACCAAUGUACAGUCAAGGCCCAUUCUCUGACUUUGCAGAAUAUCAAAAUUUAGAUACUCCAACCAGUGCCGAAAAGCAAUACGCCUAUCAUAGUCCUGAAUCAAACACACAGUCAUUUGAAAAUCAUUACACGAAAGAGACAGCUGAUAAUAAUACUAAUAAUAAUGAUAACAGUCAAGGCCAACACUUUUCGCAGACGUGUAGACCACUAUCUAACUUAGCUAUGCCAUCAACUCAGUAUUCAAUGCCACCACGAGCAGCCUCCGAUACUCAGUCUACAAUGGCUAGACAGAACAACAUAAAUGCGAAUUUGUUUACUACAACCCCUUCACCACAACCACCAAAUUUAGGCUCAAGAUUAAAAAAUGAAGCAAAUUAUCACUAUGGUCCUACUGCUGAACGCACAAAUCAAUAUCAGGGUGAUAAUGAGGAGGAACAUAAGUUAAUUGCACGUUACAGUCAAGAAUUAAGGCAACACAGUGAACCUGAAUUGCCUCAUGAUCAACAUGCAUCCGUGCUUCAAUCAAUGUCUUGCUCUACGGGGCCGAUGCUGAUGGAAAGAUCUACAAUAUCAGAUGGUGUAUCAAGUAAUGUUCCUGGAAUGGAACCAGAGCCUAUACAACCAUUUAUUAGUGGACACCUAAGUUUAGAUCGAAGACAGGCCGAUCGUGGAAUAGGCCUCCCUCAAAUAGGAACAGGCAAUCCUGCACUACGUGGUUCCUUUUCUGGAUGGACAGCGCGAGCUUUGAAUAAUGCUUCACGUAUGGAUAAUCAGUACGGUCCAACUAGUUAUUUACAUCAAGGACCUUACCAAACUUCUCUAUAUCCAGAUGGUAAUACAGAUGUUUAUAAUACACGUCAUAUUCAGCGUACAUUCUCACUGAGAGCAAGAUCACAACCUCCACCUGAAAUUCAAGAAGCUAUGUGGAGACCUGUAGGAAGCACAAAUAUGCUUUAUAGAUCACCAGCCUACCAAACAAACUACGCGAUUCAACAUCAGCAACAACCUUAUGGACAAAUACAACAGACUGUUCGAUCACUGGAAGAUGAACAUCGAGCUUUGCAGUAUGAAUAUGAUCGUCUCAGACAGAAGUCUAUAACGCCUACUAAUAUAUCAGCUUCGUAUGGUACAAUGAAUCGAAUACAAUAUGCCCAGCAGCGUGCUAGUACCAGUGCCAGAAUACCAAAUCCAAAUCUGCUACUCUAUCCUCAACCUUACCAACCAACAGAAACAGGACGUGUAAAUAGCAGUAUACACAGAACUAUAACCCCAACUAAUUCACCAUGUAGAACACUAUCCAUGAGUAGUGGUCACUUUUCAUCUGGUCAAUUGUAUUCAGGCAUCGUUCCUUCAUCAACCCAAAAUGUACCUGGUGCGAAUUUCGGACGAGUAAAUAGUUCCUUUAACGAUCUCGGCUACACUGUCGACCAAUACGGUUCUGAAAUGCGUGGUGCGUCGCAUAAAUAUUCAGGACAUAUGAAUGAAGCAGUAAUGGUUGGCGGCGUAGCCAAUGAAGCACAUCAGGAAUCCCGAUUAUUGUGGGAACAUAAAGGUCGUUUAGAAGCGAGGAUGGUUAUGCUUGAAGAACACAACCGACAACUGGAACAACAGUUGCAACGCCUGCGUCAGUUUCUUGUAAGUGGCAGUUCUGCGUCUGACGCUAUUCCGCUGUCCAACACACAUCCGAUAGGUGAAUAUGUGGUUGGAAGGGCAGGUAAUGAAAACCAAAUGAGCUUGCGACAGCGUUCUUCAUCCGGUGGUAUCAAUAAAAGUGAUCCCAGAAGUUGUUCAGGAAGUGUAGGUCAAUUAGCUGAAACACCUGUUGAGCAUAAUCAGCCUUAUUCUUCUGCCAGACAGAGUACACAAAGAUCAUUCUCAGAAAGGUCUUCAGGUAAUCCGCUUCAAACUGUCUCACAUCCAAUGGUUGAUGAUAUACUUACAGAUACUCAACAACCGAAACCACGUAACAGAGAUAACUUUCUACAACGAAAACCCUCUGAUGUAGAGCAGUAGAAAACCAAUCGGAAAGCAAUUUUAUAAAAGAGACAAACGACUGGAGCAAAAGUGGAAGAACAAUAAACAACGGUUGUGCUUAUUUAUUUCCUUAUUUAUUGAUUUGCUGCAAAAAUAUUCCCAUAUUUCUGUUAUUCUUUCAUUUAUAUGUAAUCACAAACUUUAGAAACUGAAUUCGGACUGAUCCGGUACUUUAAUUUCAGAUAGUCAGUCAAUCAAUCAGUCAGUUUUAUUCAUAUAUAUAUAUAUAUAUAUAUAUAUAAGUGAUUGCUGAACUAUUCACUCGACGU